Messenger RNA from Yarrowia lipolytica CLIB122, 696 nucleotides. Its product is annotated as mitochondrial 37S ribosomal protein uS10m. The record is from RefSeq and is a predicted model, not a curated record. NCBI's taxonomy places the organism in Eukaryota, Fungi, Ascomycota, Dipodascomycetes, Dipodascales. Gene Ontology annotation, cellular component: ribosome; small ribosomal subunit; mitochondrion. Gene Ontology annotation, biological process: translation. Gene Ontology annotation, molecular function: structural constituent of ribosome.
AUGUCCCAGGCCUCAGUGGAGUCCCAGUUGACCCCCAAGGCCCAGGCCCUUCGACAGCAGCUGUCUGAUGAUCUGCUGGUCCCCAAGCAGGGCACCUACACCCAGACCGAGCACAAGAUCUACGAGGCCAACUCUGAGAGACCUCUGCCAAUUUCUGCUCUCGCCAACUACUACGGACCUCUCAAGGUCAAGAUUCCCGAGGGCACCCCUAAGGUCAAGUGUGCCGAGCUCCUCUUCAACGCAUACUUUCACGAGGACCUAGAGGUCUUCACCGAGUUUGCCCAGCGAGCGGCCUACUACCUGCGAAUCCCCGUUGAGGGACCUGUGCCCCAAAAGACCCGAUUCAAGCGAUGGACUGUGAACCGAGCAGUUUUCGUGCAUGCAAAGUCCAAGGAAAACUUCGAGCGACGAACCCACGGCCGAAAGCUCAUUCUCAACAACGCAUCCCAGGAUACCAUUCAGGUGUUGGUGCAGUUCCUCUCGCAAAACAAGCUGGCUGGUGUCGGUAUGAAGGCCAAGCUGUUCACCCACGAAGGUCUGCCCGAGUCUCUGGACCAGCUGGACGCCAUGGAGGUGGAUGAGGUCUCCAACGAGGCCGUAGAGGCCCGAGUGCAGGAGAUGCUCAAGGAGUUUGAUGCCGAGGAGGUGGCUCAGGAAAAGGAGGCUGACCAGACCCAACAGCUCCAGAAGGAGUAA